AUGCCGCAUAUCCCAUCUACCGGCUCAAGUCUCGAGGAUGAAUGCCAUGAUGCGAUCCGCAAAUUCUUUGAUGACCUCGAGGCCGACGAAAGUGCCUUGUUCGAGGCUACAACAAAAUCGCAGCAGUUGAUAGACGACCUCCGAGAUGUCGACAAUAAGCACAAGGCGUCUAUUUCAAGAAAAAUUGCGCCGAAGCUUAAAGUCUUUGUUGCCGGUGUCGAACAGUUUGGAUCGGCCUUGGAUAUAGUCGCAGGUUCCAUUUCGCUAAUGAGCCCUAUUUGGGCUUCAGUACGCAUUGUUCUCAAGCUCGCAGGUGACUAUAGCGAGUAUUUCGACAAGAUCUCAGACAUGUUCGAGGAGAUUGGCUAUAUUCUUUCCUGCCUUCGACGAUAUCCGCGCCUAUACCCCGACAACCAAAUUCUACGCGAGUCAAUGGUAGAAAUCUUCCAAUCAAUCAUGCAAUUCUGUACCAGAGCUCGAGAUGUUUUCCACCAGGGCAAAAAGCACCAGAGCGGCAUCAGAGCGUUGAAUCCAGUCGGCCUUCACGCCGCGUGGAAACUAAUCUGGAAGCCCUUCAAGCUUCAGUUUGGUGACAUAAUGGACCAAAUCAGAUCCUCCUUAACCAGGAUUGACCAUGAAGUUGACAUUGCGGAGAAGGAGUUGGCCAACAAGGAGAGGUCCAAGGCAGAGCAAGAACGCCAGCUGCAGACAUCUCGUUGGGACGCGCUUGAGUCGCACCAAAAGACCGUCACCGAAUUUAUUGACCAGCAACGGAUCGAUUAUGUGAAUCAGUGGCUCUCACCCGUAAAUGCCGCUUCGAACCAUACCUCGGCUACAAAGCUGCGCUACCAAGGAACGGGCAGUUGGUUCAUAGAUGGACAAGAAUUUCAGCAGUGGCUUUCAACUGCAAACUCCUUCCUAUGGCUGCACGCCAUACCCGGAGGAGGCAAAACUAUCCUGGCCUCGAAUGUCAUUGACUGGUUGCGCAAUUACAAGAAGAGCAGUGAGAUGGGACUGGCGUACUUCUACUGUGAUUACAAGGACAAGCAAAAACAAUCCCCUACCAAGAUCGUCAGCACAUUGUUGUGGAUGCUUGCAUCUCAAAACAACGAUGUCUUCGGUAGGAUCCAGGCUUUCUUCGAAAGACAAUGCAAAGAGAAUCCGGCUUAUACUCCAGAGUUUGACGAACUCUUGAACAAUUUUAGCCAUUUCGUGGCGAACAGUUUUGAGACCAUUUUCGUUGUCGUUGAUGCUUUGGAUGAAAGUGAAGACAGGGAGUGUGUGGCGUAUGCCCUGAAAAGAAUAUUCGAGACCUGCAAGUGCGCCAAGGUCUUUGUUAUCAGUCGUCAUGAGAUUGACAUCGCUCGAGCCCUCGAUGAAUUGCCCAGUACCACCAUUGAAGCGACCGAUGUCGCGGGGGACAUUGAGUUGUACGUGAAAGCGGAGGUGGCCAUCAAGGUCAAAACACGGAAGCUGAAGUUGAGAGACUCGAAUCUUGAAAAUAUUAUCUGCGACACUUUGAUUGAAGGGGCACAUGGCAUGUUUCAAUGGGUGAAGUGCCAGCUUGACCAGCUGUGCAAGCUUCGUAACGACAAAGCCGUGCGGGGUGCUCUAAAUGACCUCCCCAAAACAUUACAUGAUACCUACAUUCGGAUUCUCCAGAAGGUGGAGACUGAGAAUGCCGAUGAUGUGGAGAUUGUGCAUAGACUACUAAAGUGGUUGGUCCGAGGUGUGCGAAAUCUCACACUGGGCGAGUUGGCGGAGUGUGUGAGUAUCGAUCUCAGCAAUCCAGAUGAGUCGUUUGACUUUGAUGCUGUUUUCACGGACGCAGAAGAUGUUGUCGAGCUUUGUGGAAGUUUGAUCACUGUCUCGUCUGAUGGUCAUGUUGCUUUGGCCCACUACACGGUCAAGGAGUUUCUGGUGUCUGAGCAUAUCAAGAAUGCCAUGCCCCAAUUUUGGAUUGGAUGUGAUGAUGUUCAUGCAGAGCUAGCCAGCAUCUGCCUUACGUAUUUGACAUAUGACGACUUUUCUGGAAGCGACGAUACAUCCGGGGAAGUUUUGUUGCAAAACUUCAAUGAGUACAAGUUUCUCCCAUACGCUGUGCAAGCAUGGGGCUCUCACGCACAUCUUGGCGACAUGAAUAAGACUCAUGAUGCCGUCUUCGACCUGACUAUGAGAUUGUUUGAAUCCGGCAUUGAAGCUGGUAGAAACUACGACACCUGGUACAAGAUCUAUUUCCAUCAACAGAAAGUGACAGGGCAGCGACUUAAGGCUUCCAACAAAGAUCCUGUUUAUUUUGCAUCAUUGUUUGGCUUGCAUCGAGCCGUCUCAGAGUUAUUGGACCAAAGCCCAGACACUUACAUUGAAGAGCCGAUGAAGGCGAGCGCGAGUGCUGGCCACGACGCAGUACUUGAAGUUUUUCUCCGUCAAUGUGAAUCUGUCAGUGCAAAUGUGCUGGAGCAAUGCCUUUAUCUUGCUUCCAGCCAAGGACAUGAUCGUGCGGUACAGCUUCUACUUGCACAUGGGACGAAUGUGAAUGUUCGCGCAGGAAGACAUGGGACACCACUUCAGGUCGCUUCUCUCGAUGGCCGGCAUCAAGUGGUCUCGACUUUGCUUGCCCACGGUGCAGACAUCAACGUAAAAUGUCAGAGGUAUGGUGUACCUCUCGCUGCUGCCGCUGAGAAAGGACACUUGCACACGUUUCAAAUCCUCCUUGACCAUGGUGCCAACGUGAACAGCCGAGGUGGUUGGUACGCCUAUCCCCUGGUGUCUGCGAUUGUCGGUCAGAACAUGCAUAUGGUCGAUACUCUGAUUCAACGUGGUGCCAAUGUCAACGCUCUGGGUGGCCGGCAUGGAAGCGCCUUGAUGGCCGCAUCAUCAAUGGGGAUGCUCGAUCUGAUUCGCUCGCUGGUCUCCCAUGGGGCACGGGUCAAUGAUGAAAAUGAUAAAGGCACCGACAGUUUGUAUGCGGCAUGCAUGGCAGGAAAUUUGGAGCCCGUCAAACUUCUACUGGAACUGGGUGCUGAUGUCAAUGCACGAGGAGGAAAGCAUCGAAACGCACUCAAUGCAGCAAGUGCAGGAAAUCAUAUCGAAAUCGUGCAGUAUCUUCUGGACGCUGGAGCAGACGUGGGCUUUUUUGACGAACACUAUGGAAACAGUGUUCAAACUGCUGCUUCUGCGGGACAUAACGACAUUAUCCGCAUCCUGGCAGAGGCAGGAGUGGAUGUCAACGCUCCUAGCAGUGAUCGGGGGACAGCGCUCAUUGGAGCCGCGCAAAAUGGCCAUACUGAAACGCUUGAGCUUCUCUUCGAACUGGGGGUUCCUUCUGGAGAUACCUAUGAGAUGAGCAAUGCCAUUAUGGUGGCUGCGAACAGGGGACACGUGGGUGCUAUCAAAGUCUUGGUUGAGAUGGGGGCGGCCAUGGACGAUUGCAGCACACUUUCUACAUAUCCCUGUUGCACUCCUCUUGAAGCGGCUGCCGUGAAGGGGGAUCCGGAGACGGUAGAUCUAUUGCUUGAUCUGGGCGCGGAUGUGAAUUUCGUGAACGAGGGAAAGUAUGGGACUGCCCUCAUCGCCGCCUGUCUUGGAGAGAAAUCUGACAUUGCCGUGGCGGUGCGACUGCUUGAUGCUGGAGCAGACGUCAAUGCUACUGCGGAUACGGAAUUGAUAUGCUGUGCGCUUGUCGGUGCCUUGUCUCGUGAGAAUUAUGAACUUUGUGUGACUCUCCUGGACCGUGGUGCUGACGUGAAUUUGGCAUAUACGUCCUAUUUCACGCCGCUGAUGAUGGCCGUGAAAUCGGCGGACAAGAAAUUCCUGAACCUGUUGAUUGAUCACGGCGCGGAUGUCAACCUUGCGAUUGAGCCCCCAGAAGACGAUGCCACUUGCAACGAAGACGGAUGUGUGACGCCACUCCAAGCAGCGGUAUACUAUGGAUCCGAUGAGACAGUUCGAAAGUUGAUCGAAAAUGGAGCUCAACUUUCCGUGGACCUGGAAGAUGUACGAUUCGCCUCGGCACUGCAAGCCGCCUGUCAUCGAGGCGAUGUGGACAAAAUUCACUUGUUGAUCGAUUCAGGGAGCGAGGUCGACCAAGUCGGUGGUGUGUAUGGCACGGCCCUCCAAACUGCUGCCUAUAUGGGCCACCUUGAAGCAACGCGAGCGAUGAUCGAUGCCGGUGCCGAUGUUAAUGCCUGUGGUGGAGGUGAUAGCAGUGCCCUGAUGGAUGCGACUGAGGAGAGCAGGCUAGAGGUCGUUCAGCUACUAGUGGAACGGGGAGCAGAUGUCAACCUCUCUGUGGGGGACAAACAUUCAUAUGCUUAUCCGCUCACAGCAGCUGCUUUCAAUGGGGAUGAAUCAACCAUUCAAGUCUUACUUGAAGCAGGAGCAGAUGUGAACAACCGAGGAGGUACCUGGGCUACUGCCCUCCAAGCUGCCGCUUCUGAAGGCCAGGAAGAAGCUUGUGUUCUAUUGCUCCAGCAUGGGGCAGAUCCCAACAUUGUGGGUGGCAGAUACGGGACAGCACUCCAGGCGGCAUAUACGCAUGGAUAUUAUAUUACUAUACGAGAUCUCUUCCGCCACGGUGCAUCAACAAGUCUGCAGGGUGGACAAUACGGAACAGCUCUGGGUGCGGCUCUAGCAGGCUCCUGUCAAACGUUGGUUUCUGCUCUCCUCCGACAUCAUCAUGCUGAUCCAAAUACUCCAAUCCGGAAGUGGGGAACUCCCCUAAUCCAGGCUUGCUCUGACUGGCGUGAAGAUGAUGUAUACCACAUCUUACUUGACGUGGGAGCAGACGUCAAUGCCCGAGGUGGCUUGUAUGGGGCCCCUCUUAUCUGUGCAGCGGUCCAUGGAGAAGAGGACCGAGUUAUAGCGUUGUUGGAAGCCGGUGCCAACGUCAACAUCGAAGGGAACCAGAAUUAUCCGACUGCCGUCCACGGGGCAAUCAAAGCCGGAAAUCUUUCAAUUCUCCGACUUUUGGUCGAGAAAGGUGCCGAUAUUGGUAUUUCCAAUGGCGUACAUGGCUCUCCCGUGGAAUAUGCUUCAAGGCAGGGCAACUUCUCGAUUCUGCGCUAUUUACUCAAACAAGGCGCUGAUAUCAAACCAACGGGGAAAGGAAAGUACCACAACGCUUUACAGGCUGCUAGUGUGAGUGGUAAUAGAGGAAUUGUCAAGGCUCUGCUUCGGCACGGCUUCGACAUCAACAUCACUGGGGGCAAAUUCGGCACGGCAUUGACAGCUGCCGUGUUACGUGAUGAUAUCGAACUCGCAGAAUACCUUUUGAAGAAAGGCAUCAACCCCAACGGCCCAGGCGGCGUGUAUUCCGGUGCAUUACAAGCUGCAGCUGCCACAGGAUCUAUGCCCAGCACUCUCCUAUUGCUCCGAUAUGGUGCCAACGUCAACAAGACCGGCGGGAAAUUCUAUACGCCUUUGCAGGCGGCUACCGGGAGUGGAAAUUAUGACCUGGUUCAACUUCUUCUUGACCGAGGUGCUGAAGUGAAUACUUUUGGCGGCCUUUAUUAUUCAGCUCUUCACGCGGCUGCAUUGACAGGCUCAGAGGAUGUCUGUGAGCUGCUCAUGAAGAAUGGAGCUCAGUGGAGCUUGCCUGAUGCCAAGUUCAAUCAUCUAGCUUCGUGGCAGAUCGAAAAUGCGACUGAGAUUCUCCAGGAAUGUCGAGAUCGAGAAGAUCGCGGAUGGCCCGAGGAUUCAGAGGAUGAGUGGUCAGAUGAAGAAGAUGGUGAUGAUGACGAAGAUGAAGAGGAGACUGAAGAUGAAGAUGAGACAGAAGAGGAGGAUGAGGAAGAAGAUGAAGACGAUGAAGACGACGAAGAUACUAUCCUGAAGCUGAACGUCGAAGCUAUUCCACUCUUCGACCUACCUUACCAUCCCUCGAAGCCUUCCAUUGCGACAAACGACACUGAAAGCUCGGACACGGAAAAUCCCAACUCGAACAACGAUGCGGUUGAAAUUGAUGAGGUGAAAUUCUCUCUGAACAGGACCAACACCGCCGGUUGGUCUUCGUUGGAAUGGGUGAAGAUUGAAUGUGGACCAGAUGGGGAUCUUGGUUGA
Molecule: messenger RNA, 6060 nt
Organism: Penicillium cataractarum
Lineage: Eukaryota; Fungi; Ascomycota; Eurotiomycetes; Eurotiales; Aspergillaceae
Exons: 3
Coding region: 1-6060 (2019 amino acids)
Molecular function (GO): protein binding
Source: RefSeq, a predicted model, not a curated record